Molecule: messenger RNA, 1039 nt
Organism: Truncatella angustata
Lineage: Eukaryota; Fungi; Ascomycota; Sordariomycetes; Amphisphaeriales; Sporocadaceae
Exons: 1
Coding region: 266-1039 (257 amino acids)
Molecular function (GO): oxidoreductase activity
Source: RefSeq, a predicted model, not a curated record
CGAAUUACGACCAAUUUAAGAAAAGACUGGCGUAAUUAGCAUGAUGUACAACUAGCCUUUCUGAGGUAGUGGAGGAAUAAUCUGACUUAGCAGGGGUGUGUCAUAGAUCAUGCAUGUUAAGGCGUUCGGGCGAGGCAUAAAAAGGACUGUAUUCCCAUGAAAACGGCGCGGUCUCCUCCAUAUUCCUCUCUUUACCAAUUUUACACCAAUUUGGUCCUUCAUCUACUGCUAGUACUGCUCGAUAUCCACUUAAGCAUCUCUCGUCAUGGGUGGCUCCUACGAACAGAAGCUAUUGGCACGGGUUGUACUUAUCGUUGGUGGGACUAGUGGCAUAGGCUUUGCCGUGGCACAAGCUUCCAUAUCCGAAGGAGCGCAUGUCAUUAUCGUUUCGUCGCAGCCCGAGAAGGUCACUUCAGCUAUUGGGCGUCUGAAGAAUCUCUGUCCUUCCGGCUCGGUUACAGGGCGAACCUGUGAUCUGUCCGAUGCCGAUGAUUUGGAAGAUAAGCUUGAACAGCUCUUCCAGAGUAUUGAAGGCCCACUCGACCAUAUUAUCUUCACUGCCGCCACGACCCCCGCUAUGGUCCCUGUAUCUGGGUUGAACGUCAAUAUCAUCCGUCAAGCUAGUAGCCUAAGCUUCAUGGCACCACUCCUCGUCGCUAAAGUCGGCGCCAAGCACCUAAGACCGGGACAUGAAUCCUCAAUCACCUUGACGGGAGGAAGUGUUGGAGAGAGGCCCCAGGGAAAUUGGGUUCUCCCCGCUGCUUACGCAGCUGCUAUUCCCGGCAUGGCUCGUGGAUUAGCACUCGAGUUGAAGCCAACUCGGGUCAAUGUUGUUAGUCCUGGAGCUACUAUGACGGAAAUUUGGAACCCGAUGCCAGCUGAGAUUCGACAAGGAACUUGGCAAGCCAUUGCUCAAGGACAUACCACGGGGAAGAUGGGUCGACCUCAGGAUGUCGCUGAGGCUUAUGUGUAUCUGAUGAAGGAUUGGAACAGUAGCGGAAGCGUGGUUCACUCGAAUGGUGGUGUCUUGCUUAUGUAG